AUGGGAGAAAUCGGAGGUUUUUGUCACAGUUUCCCGCAGGUUGUUACUGAUGACUUCCAGCCGCCACGCCUUAUGCACGAUGUUCAUGUGUUACUCGUUGAGCAUCGCGUGAAUUUCGUCGUGAAUGCCAAGGAGCUUGGAACUUCCAUGAUUGCAGAGAUUCUUAAGCAAUUUUCGUAUGAAGUGACUGUGGUGGAGAGUGCAAGCUGUGCACUGUCAAGACUCUACAAUGGCACGGAGAAAUUUGAUGUGUUAAUGGUCAACUUUUACCUACCAGAGAUUAGUGACGAAGAAGAUGAAAAUGGAGAUGAGGUGGCAAGGAGCGCUAUAGAGCAAGGAGUGUUCCUUUACCUGGAAAAACCAUUUCCAGUAGACAUGUUGAAGUACCUUUGGCAACAUGUGUAUAGGGAAAGAAGACUGAUGAAUCACAGUAGUCAGGCUUUGGAUAUAAGCAUGGUGGCAGAAACGUUAAUCAAUGGAGAAAACAACAUUGUUUUCACCGACAAUCAGACUGCGACAGAUUCAAACAACAUUAAUCAUUUGCCAAGGAGAAGAGGGCCCAAGUUUAAGUGGACUGAAGAGCUCCAUGCCAAAUUCUUGGACGCCGUCAAUCAGCUUGGAGCAGGAAAUUGCUUUCCGAAGGAAAUAUGGGAGAUGAUGAAAGUUCCAGGUUUGACAAGAGAAAAAGUUGCUAGUCAUCUGCAGAGGUGUCGUGACAACAAAUGGAGGCCAUUGGAGGAGCACAGAAAUCGUCGCCGGUCACGAACAAUGCAAUUCUCCUCUCAACCUAGACGCCCCCGUGGCCAAAAGUUCGGGUUUAUGCCCUCAGUCGAAGAAACCAAUAACAAUGGAAAUAUUCCCCCGCAAGAAAAAAAUAUUGCUGCUGCGAAUGAUGGAACUUCGUCACAAAAUGGUGAUCAUAAUAAUGAGUUCGAUAGCUCACUGACAAUGUCCACUAAUUCCGUCACUAAUACUGAUGUAGGAAUACUUCAAACUGUUCAAAUUUCAGAAGGCACUAUUCAUGAUCGUAGCCUCUGUUGUGAAUUCGUCGCCAAUCCCCUGGCAGGUCACCGGAGAGGCGACGUUUGA
This is a messenger RNA of Ipomoea nil (Japanese morning glory), 1089 nucleotides long. Its product is annotated as two-component response regulator ARR2-like. Gene Ontology annotation, biological process: regulation of DNA-templated transcription. NCBI's taxonomy places the organism in Eukaryota, Viridiplantae, Streptophyta, Magnoliopsida, Solanales, Convolvulaceae. The coding region runs from base 1 to 1089 and encodes 362 amino acids. Gene Ontology annotation, cellular component: nucleus. Gene Ontology annotation, molecular function: DNA-binding transcription factor activity; DNA binding. The record is from RefSeq and is a predicted model, not a curated record. The transcript has 5 exons.